AAUAGAAAAGCGACCACAGCACUUAGCACUGUUCCACUUUCUCCAAAUGGGGCGAUCACCAUGCUGUGACAAGGUGGGUUUAAAGAAAGGACCAUGGACACCAGAGGAAGAUCAGAAGCUCUUGGCUUAUAUUGAAGAACAUGGUCAUGGAAGCUGGCGUGCUUUGCCAACUAAAGCUGGGCUUCAGAGGUGUGGCAAGAGUUGCAGAUUGAGAUGGACUAAUUAUCUAAGGCCUGAUAUUAAGAGGGGAAAGUUCAGUUUGCAAGAAGAACAAACCAUCAUUCAACUCCAUGCACUCUUAGGGAACAGGUGGUCGGCAAUAGCCACGCAUUUGCCAAAGAGAACAGAUAAUGAGAUAAAGAACUACUGGAACACACAUCUUAAGAAAAGGUUAACCAAAAUGGGCAUUGACCCAGUGACCCACAAGCCCAAGAACGAUGCCCUCCUCUCUAGUGAGGGUCAUUCCAAGAGUGCUGCAAACCUAAGCCACAUGGCUCAGUGGGAGAGUGCUAGGCUCGAAGCUGAAGCAAGAUUGGUUAGGGAAUCAAAACUACGUUCACAUAACUCACUUCAGCACCACCUUGGAACUUGUGGUUUUCCACCACCACCAUCAUCUUCUUCAUCAUCUGCAUCAUCAUCAUCUUCUUCAGCUCCAGUGAUACCCUCAUCAUCAUCAUCACGUUCUCUUGUUGCAACAACUAGGAUCAAUGCUAGUGGUGACCUUGACCUUGAGUCUCCUACUUCUACCUUAUCUUUUUCUGAGAACAAUGCACCACCAAUUAUGACAAGUAUGAUAGAGUUUGUGGGUUUUUCUUCAGAGAGAGGGACAGUGAAAGAAGAAGGUGAACAAGAGUGGAAAGGUUACGAAAGUGCGACCCAUUUGGCAGAAUACAAAGAUGGCAUGGAGAAUUCAAUGCCUUUUACGUCUAAUCUUCAUGAACUCAUGACAAUGACCAUGGAAACCACGUGGGGUUCAGCAACUGAGUCUCUUAGGACCAGUGCAAGUGGUGCACAUGCACCUGUUGCUGAGGAGGGUUUCACCAACCUUUUGCUUAAUAAUGAUUCCGAUGACCGGAGCUUGUCGCCGGACGGUGCUGAAGAGUCCAAUAAAUGUCAUGGAAGUGGCAGUGGCAGUGAGUUCUAUGAAGAUAGCAAGAACUAUUGGAAUAGCAUCUUUAAUUUGGUGAAUUAUUCUCCCUCUUCUGAUUCACCCAUGUUUUGA
Abrus precatorius (Indian licorice) is the source of this 1222-nucleotide messenger RNA. RefSeq names its product transcription factor MYB16-like. Lineage: Eukaryota; Viridiplantae; Streptophyta; Magnoliopsida; Fabales; Fabaceae. The coding region runs from base 47 to 1222 and encodes 391 amino acids. The record is from RefSeq and is a predicted model, not a curated record. The transcript has 3 exons.